GUUAAGAAAGCAAAUGUGGAUCCAACUGUAGGAGCAAAGUUCAUCCAGGUAUCAAAAUUGGUGAAACGGUUCAAACCUGUGACAGUAAACGGUGUAGCUACCAAGUCUAUUUUGGAGCAGGUCAAGCAAAAAGAACAGAAUGAACCGGACUAUUUCAAAUCACAAUACAAGAACAGUGAAAGGCUAUCGUAUCUCCAAAAGUACUUGCUAGAGUUCAAUCAAGUUCAACCCCAGGCGCUGUUAUACGUCUCUUUUGUAUUGAGACCUUCCGAUCCAGAAUUUCCUUUUGACAUGGAAAAGUUGAAGUUGAACAUGACUGUACCACCAACUUUCCCUGUUGAUAGGGCAGCCCGGCCUAGCAUAGUUGUUUUGAACGAAGAGAUUCCCCGAGGUUUUGCUGCCAAUAUCGAGAUCGGGUUUAGAAGAAUAGCGGAUUUAGCCAGAAGUACUUUGAAGGACGAAGAAAUUGAACUUGUACUGGGCUCCGGUUUACUUUCUAUGGUUCUAACCUUGGACAAGUACCUUGAGGUAUUCUUGAAACAGGAAAAGCGAGAAACAAUUAAAUUUGUCAAGACCUUGAAGAAACCUGUCGAGCAGAUAAAGCCUGCAAGUCCAAAGCCCGAGCAAAUUGGUGAUAUCAAGAUUGAACAACAACCGGAGUACAACAAUAUAUUGAAAGAAGUGAUUGAAAGAAGAAAUCAAAUUUUAGAGGAAAUGACCAGCAAAAUAGGGGAAAAGAAUAGAUCGAAGCAGGAGACACUCAUAAAGGUCAAUAUUCCAAUAGUCAAAGGAUCUAAUUUCUCAAAGAUCCCAGCUUAUUGGAUUAAGAAUAACUUUGUCGAAGUGAUGCUAUCGGUUCCUAUUGAUUAUCCUGGACUGCCAGUUUUGUUUACAAUCGCAAAUAAUUUCAGCACCAAUUUGAUUGUUAAGUAUGGUAAAGAUGUCGAAGAACAAAUCAACUUGGUCAAGCUCACAAGAGAAUAUAGACAAGUAGAAAAGGAUUUCGGAAAGAACACCAAGAGAUUCGAAUUCGGAGAUUCCAGCCUUAUUCAAAAGUUGAAUUGGCUCACGAAUAAUCUCGGCACUUUCUGUCUUGAACCUGAGCAAUUCCAGACUUGGAACGACAAUGUGGACAAGUUGCAGAAACAAAUUGUUUGA
Messenger RNA from Scheffersomyces stipitis CBS 6054, 1158 nucleotides. RefSeq lists its product as uncharacterized. The annotation marks the transcript as partial. The transcript has 2 exons. NCBI's taxonomy places the organism in Eukaryota, Fungi, Ascomycota, Pichiomycetes, Serinales, Debaryomycetaceae. The record is from RefSeq and is a predicted model, not a curated record.